Molecule: messenger RNA, 2488 nt
Organism: Carassius auratus (goldfish)
Lineage: Eukaryota; Metazoa; Chordata; Actinopteri; Cypriniformes; Cyprinidae
Product: B-cell receptor CD22-like
Exons: 10
Coding region: 269-2488 (739 amino acids)
Source: RefSeq, a predicted model, not a curated record
ACCCCACAUCUUUACACAGUUCUUUCUCUCAUGUUUCACGUGUUCUCUCACAAAGAUUUAUUAACAGUGAAUUCUAAAGAUUGCUAUUUGUUUGGAUCUGGAAACUUUUCGAGUUGUUCUUGUGUAGUUGAGAUGGUGUCACACAUAUCCAGGAAGAGGAAGACAAAUAAUUUAACUACACUUUCUAAAAUGUGACACUUUAAGCUGCUGAUAUUUUUGUCAUUUGGGUGUCGACACACAGACUUUGACACUGCAGCACGAAAUCACUAUGGUGCCGUCACUCGUAACAUCUCUUCCUCUGAUCUUGGUGAUCAUGACUGCGGGGGUUGAUGGUCAGCAGUAUCUGACAGUGAAUUAUAGUCCUUCAUAUGUUUGUGCAUUAAAGGGGUCAACAGUGAAAUUGUCCUGUGUUUUAAAAUAUCCUCAUGAUCAUGAGCUCAAAACAGUCUUCUGGACCAAACCUGCUGUAACUGAUGGAGAUCCACCGAACCUGUGUUUAGACCCAGAAAAGAGAGGAAGAGUUCAGUGUGACAGUGAAGAUAAAGACACUCACAGUAUCACUUUGACAAGUGUAACAGAAGCAGAUAAACACAUCUACUACUGCAGAUUCACUACAGACACUGAGAAUGGAAGAUGGACAGGGAUUCCUGGAGCUCAGCUGGACGUCACAGAUCUGCAGGUGGAGACAGAGCAGAGUGUGAAUAAGGGAGAUUCAGUCACUCUGACAUGUAAAAGCAGCUGCUCUCUGCCUCAACAAACAACAUUCAUCUGGUUCAGAAACACACAGAGAUUAACUACAGGAAACAUCAGAGAGAAUCAGCUUCAGCUGCAGUCAGUCAGUCUUCAUGAUUCAGGAAACUAUCGGUGUGCUGUUUCAGGAGAGGAACAUCUGAUCUCUCCACCUGUUUUUCUUAAAGUAAGAUCGGGUGAUGGUCAGCAGGAUUGGGGAGUGAAUUACAGUUCUUCAUAUGUUUGUGCAUUAAAGGGGUCAACAGUGAAUCUCUCCUGUACUGUAAAAUAUCCUCGUGAUCAUCAGCUCAAUACAGUCUUCUGGACCAAACCUGCUGUAACUGUAAUAGAAACCCCUGACCUGUGUUCAGACCCAGAAAAGAGAGGAAGAGUUCAGUGUGACCGUGAAUAUAAAAACAACACUUGCAGACUCACUUUGAUGAAUGUAACAGAAGCAGAUAAACACAUCUACAACUGCAGAUUCACUACAGACACUGAGGGAGGAAGAUGGACAGGGGUUCCUGGAGCUCAGCUGGACGUCACAGAUCUGCAGGUGGAGACAGAGCAGAGUGUGAAAGAGACAGAUUCAGUCACUCUGACAUGUAAAAGCAGCUGCUCUCUUCCUCAACAAACAACAUUCAUCUGGUUCAGAGAGACACAGAUAUUAACUACAGGAAUCAUCAGAGAGAAUCAGCUUCAUCUGCAGUCAGUCAGUCGUGAUGAUUCAGGAAACUAUCGGUGUGCUGUUUCAGGAGAGGAACAUCUGAUCUCUCCACCUGUUUUUCUUAAAGUAAGAUCGGGUGAUGGUCAGCAGGAUUGGGGAGUGAGUUACAGUCCUUCAUAUGUUUGUGCAUUAAAGGGGUCAACAGUGAAUCUCUCCUGUACUGUAAAAUAUCCUCGUGAUCAUCAGCUCAAGACAGUCUUCUGGACCAAACCUGCUGUAACUGUUAUAGAAACCCCUGACCUGUGUUCAGACCCAGAAAAGAGAGGAAGAGUUCAGUGUGACCGUGAAUAUAAAAACAACACUUGCAGAAUCACUUUGACGAGUGUAACAGAAGCAGAUAAACACAUCUAUAACUGCAGAUUCACUACAGACAAUAAGGAGGGAAGAUGGACGGGGGUUCCUGGAGUUCAGCUGGACGUCACAGAUCUGCAGGUGGAGACAGAGCAGAGUGUGAAAGAGACAGAUUCAGUCAAUCUGACAUGUAAAAGCAGCUGCUCUCUGCCUCAACAAACAACAUUCAUCUGGUUCAGAAACACACAGAGAUUAACUACAGGAAUCAUCAGAGAGAAUCAGCUUCAGCUGCGGUCAGUCAGUCAUCGUGAUUCAGGAAACUAUCGGUGUGCUGUUUCAGGAGAGGAACAUCUGAUCUCUCCACCUGUUUAUCUUCAUGUAGGAUAUCCUCCAAAGAGUGUCUCAGUGUCCAUCAGUCCGUCUGAAAUAGUGGAGGGAGAUUCAGUGACUCUGAUCUGCAGCAGUGACUCAAACCCUCCUGCUCUGAACUUCAGCUGGUUUAAGGAGAAUCAAAGCUCCUCUGUUGGAUCUGGACAGAGUUUCAUCAUCUCCAGCUUUAACUCCAGUCACAGCGGACGCUACUAUUGUGAGACUCAGAAUCAACAUGGAUCUCAGAGAUCAGCGUCUGUUUCAGUCUCUGUUAAAGGGUUUCAGAGAGCUGCUCUGCACACAGUUCCUGGGAUUGUGGUGGGAUGUGUAGCAUUGAUCUUCAUCAUCAUCAUCAUCAUUGUGUUUAUUAAGUGA